AUGAACAAGAUCCUUCAGGUUGAUGAAGAGUCGAGAUCGCCGAAAAGCUCAAUCUCGGGUACUGGGGCUUCUACGGCACACUAUACGGAACCCCCACGGAUGCAGGACAUGAUUUGGGGCGCCAUCUGGGGCUCUCUCUCUCUCACACAAAUCAAAGACGCUGAGCACUUGUUCGAGGAAGACGUUGGACCUGAAUCACUCCUGCACUCGGGUGCUAAGGCCCUCGCUGGUAUUGCCAACCCUGUCGAACUCGACUGGAUUAGCUGGUUGGACAACGGAUCGCACUGCUUCUUCUCCCCUAUCUGGAAAGCGAUUGGUCUGCGAGAGCUUCACAAUAUCUGCUGUGUUGUCUACGACAGGAGGAAUAAGGAUCAGCGCGACCGCAUUCGAGCCAUGAUGAAGGACUUGAUCGACGAAGCAGCCAAGAAGGGCUGGAGCGAGUAUCGCACGCAUCUGGCGUUCGAGGAUCAGGUUGCGGGAACGUUCAACUUUAACAACAACGCUAUUCGCCAGCAAGGAUUCAAGGUCGACAAACCGCCAUCCAGAGUUUGCCCUCUAUCUGCCUCUUCUCGCAUCGACGCAUCCCAUUCGUUCAUUCUCAAACCUAUCGUCUCGGCAAACCGAGUCUCGAACCGACAAGCUCACUGUGAUACAUCGACGGCCCACUUACGAAAGCUCCGACUCAUCUGA
Molecule: messenger RNA, 690 nt
Organism: Ustilago hordei
Lineage: Eukaryota; Fungi; Basidiomycota; Ustilaginomycetes; Ustilaginales; Ustilaginaceae
Exons: 3
Coding region: 1-690 (229 amino acids)
Molecular function (GO): flavin adenine dinucleotide binding; catalytic activity
Source: RefSeq, a predicted model, not a curated record